UAAAAAUGAACGAAUUCAAUGAAAAAAAGAAAGUCAAAAAUGGUGUGGAAAAUGACCAAGAAUACCAGAAGUUUUUGAAAGAAAGCAAGAUGCGGACAGAUAGGUUGCGGGAACAGUACAAGCAGUACCUGAACCCAAUCUCUCCGGCACAGCCAAGUGAUCGCAUGUCCGAUCACCAGAGGCCGCCGGCGCCUAUCAUAGAGAAGCACUCCUGCUUGUCAACCAAGACAAAGUUUCCUAGGGGAGAGGAAAUAGUCAAGAGCACAUCCAGCCAGGCGGUGCUCGAUAUUCUCGCGAAAUAUGAUAAUAUUCAUGUUCCGCAGCAGUGUCCGUGCGAGACGGUUCCGCAAGGCUGUGAUCCGGCACGCAAGAAGCGACGUGGUCCAGGCAGUGCUAAAAACACGGACGUCCAACCAACACAUGUAUCGUCAUAUACAAAUAAUCUUUUGGGCAGUGUCAAUAAUGCUACGAAUCCGCAGGGCGAUCCCUCAGUCAAGCCAAAGAAGCCCUAUUCAAAGUCGGCGACUAACGCAGCGGGAAACUCAUCGGCUAAGGCAGUCGCCGAAGCAGAGGCCGCCCAAGCAGCAGCCGAGGCAGCGGCCAAGGUAGCGACCGAGGCAGCGGUCAAGGCAGCGGCCGCCCAGGCAGCGGCCGAGGCAGCGGCCAAGCGAGCGGCCAAGGUAGCGGCCAAGAUAGCCAAGGUAGCAACCCAGGCAGUGGACACUUCAGGGUCCGAAUCAAAGUCCGAAUCAAUUUCCGAAUCAGAUAGCGAAUCAGAGAGUGUCACGGCAAGUGCCGGAACAGGUGUCACGGCAGAAGCCGGAACGGGUGUCACGACAGGUGCCGGAACAGGGGCUGGAAUAGGUGCCGGAACAAGUGCUGGAAUAGGUGCCGGAACAGGUGUCACGACAGGUGCCGGAACAGGUGUCACGACAGGUGCCGGAUCAGGUGCUGGAGCAGGUGUCACGACAGGUGCCGGAUCAGGUGCUGGAACAGGUCCUGGAACAGGUGCUGGAAUAGGUGCCGGAACUGAGGCCAACGAUAAGAAACCGAACGAAGAGCCACCACGCGCAAAGCGCAAAUACGUCCGCAAGGCCCCCCUUAAACCACGCACAACGAAGACACCGGCUCCGAAGCCGGAUCCAACAAUCAUCGAAGAUGAAAAUAUGAUUCCAUUGGAAGUUAAGCCGCGCAAACCUCGCAAGCCAUAUGGACCGCGGAAGAACCCCCCCGAGCCAACACCUACUCCUGAUGUAACUGGUGCAGCAGCCGCUCCACCGCUUGAUCCCCCCCUGGCGCUGCCUGUUACCCCAUCCUUACAGCCCUUUAAUUCGGCGGCAGCAGACCCCCCCCCUGUGCCAUCUACUCUAGCAACACCUGUGUCAACUACACUGGCAACACCUAUGACACCUGGAGAGAAUAGCGUACCAGCAGUUAAGCCAAAGCGCAAGUACACCAAACGAAAUCCGGCGGCUGUCAAGCCUCCUCAGGCUCCGGAUGCUUCAGCAAGUGACGCACCGCCUAGGACGACCCCCCCUUACAUCAGAAAAGCUCCUAAGAAGUCGCCAAAGCCGAAGGCUUCUCCUAAAAACCCCCCCAGGCCUCCCAAGGCAAAAAUGGUACCUCCGGAAACAUUCAUUCCCAAGCCAUCGCCCCCCCCGAUGACAGCCUGUGCAGAUGAGAGCAUCCGAAAUAUUCUAAAACGUGUGAGUGCCCCCCCCUCCAAAUGCCUUAAGCCAGUCAAAUCAACUGAGUCAUCUGAGCGGCAGCCCACCCCCCCCAUACCAACAGCUCCAUGUCCAGUCCCAACUGGACGGCCUUCUGCAGAGCCAUUGUCGACUGUACCCAGGAGAAGCUGGCCACCAGCACGUGUAGUUGCAUCGGGACCCCCCCCAAUGCCAUCUUCAACAGUUCAAGUUAAAGUCAAGCAGGGAAAACUCCCGAAGGGGCAAGCUAUGCCAAUGGAGCCCAAUGAACCCAGCUUCCGAUAUAAUCCCAACUGGACCACAACCAGCUCCCGAACUCCCAAUUGA
This is a messenger RNA of Drosophila arizonae, 2033 nucleotides long. RefSeq lists its product as uncharacterized. Lineage: Eukaryota; Metazoa; Arthropoda; Insecta; Diptera; Drosophilidae. The record is from RefSeq and is a predicted model, not a curated record.